Molecule: messenger RNA, 1252 nt
Organism: Solenopsis invicta (red fire ant)
Lineage: Eukaryota; Metazoa; Arthropoda; Insecta; Hymenoptera; Formicidae
Exons: 5
Coding region: 212-1072 (286 amino acids)
Source: RefSeq, a predicted model, not a curated record
GUGUGUGUGUGUGUGUGUGUGUGUGUGUGUGUGGGGGGGGGAGGGGUUCAGAGUGUGUGAGAAAACCGGUACAAAACAGAUAUGUUGAAAAGAAAGAAAAGAAAAUAAACAGAAGAGAAGUAACAGAAACGAAACAAAGGAUAGAAAACUCAAAAUGAACAUACUUGUAAUAAUAGAAAUAUUCAAGUGAAGUCUGAUAUAGCAGCGAACAAUGCAGGAAGAACCAAAGAACACUUCGAAAUUAGGAGCUAUUCGAAAAAUCCGUAAUGCCAGUACGCCAAUUAUUACAAGAACUCAAUUGGAUACCUCAUCCAAUGUUUCCAAAGUCACCUCUCGUAGCAGAGUAACUAUGAUGCCAAGUGAUAUUGCACAGUCGCGAAAAAUAGAGAAGAAGAAGAACACUGUAGGCAAGCAAUCAAUUAUACCAUCGCAGUUGUCGUUGGAUACAACACAAAGGAAAAUAGAUACUGAAUCUAAAGAAAUAGAACUUGGACUUCUUUAUGAUGCAUAUUUACAAACUAUAAUGCUGGAUCUUAUAAUGAAGAAGAAAACGGAAGAGAAGAAAUGUCUAUUGAUUACACAAUUAGCCACUGUGGCACAAGAGAUUGAUCAAGAUACGAAAAAAUUGAUUAAAAUUAAAACAAGGGAACGCGAUAUAAUAAAUUUAAGUUUAGCUCAAAAAGAGACAGAUGCUCAAGUGACUGCAAUAACAAAAUGCACUAGAGACGAAACAUUUAAAAUUGUAAAAGAUGUGUUAUCCAAAUUAUUAUCUCUCUUAGAACCUCUGGAUGUAUUGCGAUGUAAUGGCAUAAUACUUCCUAAAACGCAGGAAGAAUGGCAGGAGGCUCUAGAAGUGUUACAAAAAUGUUCAAAUGUUUUAAAGGACAUCACAAAUCUAAUUCAAUCAAAAGGCGAAACGUAUUGUACAGUUAAUGCUGAACUGAAGAAUUUUGCUGAAAUAUAUGAUAAAAUAGAAAAUGUUCAAAAGAAAUUGGAAGAAGCCUUAUGUAAUUUACAAGUAUUGAUAUUAAAGAAUGCUUCACUCUCAUUAACGUGUAAUGAAACUGAGUAAACGGAGGUGUGUUAUGAAUAAGUUACUGUGUAGAACAAUAGUAUUGAAUAAUAUUACAAAGUAUAAGAUUGAAUUCGGAACUUUUCUGUACAAGUGUUGUGUAAAGUGCAUUGUAUAUUGUAAAAAUUAAAAAAAAAAUGAAACUUAAUUGAAAAUAUAUUUUAUAUAUUUUUUGCAAAA